AUGAAUCAAUUGGAGGAUGAAACCACAAACAGUACAGACAGCAGUGCUAAGAGUCCUGGGAAGGUUCCCAACGGGGCUCCAGGGGCUCUGACCGGACCCCUCAGUCUUCUGCAGGGUUUACGGGAGUGUCAGGGUGCAUGGGCUCCCGGAAGUCCCUGGGACAGAGCCGGAGCCCGCGCUGCUUUAUGGGGUAGACCUGCUGGAAGUUUCCUGGUGAUAGGCGAUUCUUCCUCUCAGCCAAACCUCUUAUGUAUGUCUGUAGGCGGUGAAGUCGAUUCAGUCAGGGACUUCUCCAUCCAAUUCACCGGAACAGGUUUUCAUCUGGCUGCCUCUCAGCUAGUCUUUCCGGAUCUUUCUCAGCUGGUUGUAUUCUACACUCUGAGCAGAGAUGUGUUACCUCUCUGUUUGUUAGUUCCUUCAUGGGUAUAUGGCGUUAAAGAUAAACCAGUGGACAGUAUGUCGCACCUUGGUCCCAAAUCCUGGUUGUGUCCCUCAUCAGACGUACCAGCUGACGCAGUGACUCCAGUCACUCCACAUACAGUGAUGUGCUCCAUACAGUUAACCGCAGCCAACGGGGCACUGUGUGUCAUUAAUCCACUUUACCUUCAUGAGCAUGGCGAUGAUUGGCUGACAAAGCCCUCUCCCCGCCCACAACUGGCGAAUCCACCAGCCGCGCUCAGGCGAGAGAGGCUGCUGAGCACAAAGAGAAAAAUGGUGUCGCCGGGACUCAAGAAGAGAGGAUUCUCAUUGGACCAGGAAGUGUGUCCGAGCUUGGACAGUCAAGGUUCGACUGAGAUCCAAAGUCAGGAUCCUCCUACGACUCCGUCCACAGCGGGCGUGGUCCUGAGGAGGGCCAGUUCGUCCGCCAGCUGUGAGCCUCUCAGGCGGGUGAGCGGAGAGAUGGCGGUGAGCCCGCUGCCUCAGUCCCCGCACCGGGUCUCCUGGAUAGAGGACAACGUUUGGCUGAACGCGCCUCCUCCGCCCACCCUUCUCCACCCGCCCAGCAUGGAGCUGGACUCCCUGUCGCUCAGCAGCGUCGAGGACGACACCGACUCGACCAAAAGCCCGUCCGACUCGCCGCAUCUGCCCAGGGUUCACCUGGCGGACAAGGUCAAGAACCGCCUCUCGGCGAUGGGGCAGGCCCUGGGCGGGCUCGUGUCGCCGCAGCGACGGCUGACCAAACGCGUGGUGGAGCUGAGCGAACGGAAGGGCGGGGCUUUCGCCGAGGCGGUGAGGAGCUUCGUGGAGCAGACGCUGGGGGGAGGGGCGGUUCACGGGGUGACCAUCGCGGAGAUGCUCCAGGAGUUACGCUCCUCCCUCACCGCCCUGCGAGAGAUGCUGUUUGAUUACUCCGAGAUCCAGAGCGUCAUUGAGAGUAUGGGGGAUAUUCCUGACUAUGAGCUGGAUGGCAUGCUGGAGAUUGCCUUACAUAAAGUGGCUCUGAAGCCAGUCUACUCUCACCUGUACGUGACCCUGCAGACCAUGCGCAGGCAGGACGGCAGUCUGCCGCAGCUGCAGGGGAACCAGCGCACCCUGGAGAGCCGCACCCUGGAGGAGCUGGACGGCACGGCGGGGGCGGGCGUGCCCGACGCCCUCACGCUGGAGAAGAUCCAGCAGCGCUGGGACUCCAUGCACCAGUCUUAUUCCCCCAGCAAGAAAGUCCACAUCCUGCUCAAAGUGUGCAAGACCAUUUACCACAGAAUGAGCAUCAACGCCAAACCCGGUGUGGUUUUCGGGGCUGAUGAUUUCCUGCCGUGCCUGACCUGGGUGCUCCUGCGUAGUGAUGUGGCAACACUGCAGAUAGACACUGACUACAUGAUGGAGCUUCUCGAUCCCUCUCAGCUACAGGGAGAGGGUGGUUACUACCUUACAUCUCUCUAUGCUGCUCUUUUCUACAUCAGUAGCUUCCGGCCACGUAUGGCUGCGCGCCAGCUCAGUGCUGAAGCUCACAGGUCUCUCAGCCAGUGGCAUCGCAGGCGCACCCUGCACUGCAACCAAUCACGUCGCAGCCAGAACCGCAGAACAUUUCGAAAGAACAACCGUAGCGCAGAGGGCAGGGCAACCCUAAGGGAAGCAGGACAGACAUCAAGCAGAGAGAGCUUGGACUCUGGGGAUGAAACCUUUACCACGGCGCCCUCUGGUGGUCACACAGAGACACUGCCGCAUGUUGAGGCAGACCUUGGGGUUGUGAAAGAGGAGGAGGAGUCUGUUGAUGACCAGCAGUCAGACGGCGUUGCACAGGACAGCCAAACGGCAGUAAACAGAGAACCAGAGACUCUUGAAACAGACAAAUUAAGCACGGAGAAACAAUCAGACAGCACAGAAGAGCCAACUCCGCUUUGA
This is a messenger RNA of Chanos chanos (milkfish), 2343 nucleotides long. It is a transcript of the gene rinl, whose product is annotated as Ras and Rab interactor-like. Bases 1 to 2343 code for a protein of 780 amino acids. Gene Ontology annotation, biological process: vesicle-mediated transport. Gene Ontology annotation, molecular function: guanyl-nucleotide exchange factor activity; small GTPase binding. The transcript is spliced from 11 exons. Gene Ontology annotation, cellular component: endocytic vesicle; cytosol. The record is from RefSeq and is a predicted model, not a curated record. NCBI's taxonomy places the organism in Eukaryota, Metazoa, Chordata, Actinopteri, Gonorynchiformes, Chanidae.